AUGCAAAAUCUAUCACCUCAACUCAUUGCAAAAAUACUCUUUUUAGAGUAUAAACAAUAUAGUUACACCGGAAAUUAUAAUAUUGUUUAUAGUAAAAAGAAAUCCAAUGAAAAUAGUGCUGCUACUGGUGGCGGCGGUGUUGUUGGAAAUGAUGUUUUGGAGAAUGGGGUGACUGCCACAGUUGGAGGAACCGCUGAGUUGACCACACACAGCAAUAACCAUAGUGAUACUAACACUAGUGAUGUUUAUGUUUUACAUUUUGAUCGUCAGAACUAUGCUUACCGGCUGCUUAUUAAACACUCUCUGCAGCUUAAGGGUGCAUCUCCAUCGCAACACUCACUCUAUCAUCAACACUGGGUUGCCAGCAGCAGUGCCGUUGGAGGUGGCUCGUCGGUCAGCGCUACAUCCUCUUCAACCUACCAAGUCUAUAAUAACACUUCUAUGUCCAAUAUAUUUCCAACGUUUCCAGCUUACUCCUCUGUUGAGUUUGCAUCACUUCAAAGCAACAACAACAACAAAAACAAUAGCAAUAGUAACAAUAGCAAUUUAAGUACUGGAAAAAGAUUUUCAAUGGCUUUGAUGAAUUUACUACCAAAGGAAUUGGAUGUAUUAAGAAAAGAAGAUUUGGAUAAACUAUUAAAGAGUGGAUUGCUUAUUAAAAAAUUAAGAUUGACGCAUGACUCUUGGAAGGCAUACUAUCCUUUGAUUAUCUCAAAGACUCUGGUUGCAUGGCCACUGGAGACUCUGGAUCUCAGUGGAAAUAAUCUGAAUGACGCAACAGUGAUUAAUAUCCUUCAGAAUCUGGCAUCACUACGCUCGCUCCAUCUUCGUAGUCUGAACCUAUCACAUAACCAACUAUCGAACAGUGUUAUCCUUACGCUUGCACGCUUGGUAAAGAAUUUCCAGGCACCCAACAACCUGAAUCUAUCACACAAUCUCAUUACAUCGGAGCCCAUUAAACCGCUGUUGGAAUCAAUGAAAUCAGCGACCUCACAAUUUACAUUGCAACUUGCCAACAAUAGAAUCAACGAUCUCGGUGGAGUAUUGUUUUGUCGCUACCUCCAGACCAACUCGAAUCUGAUAUCACUCAAUCUUGCCAACAACAACCUCACCUGUGAAACAUCGAUUCUGCUUACGGAUGCCCUCAAAUCUCAGAGUGGAUCCAACAUGAAAUCUUUGAAACUCUCACUCGUUGCAAUGGGACAGGAGGAGAUGAAAGCAUUUGAGUCGGCACUGCGCUCGCCCAACUGUCGAUUGGCCCGACUCUCGAUGGCGGCCUGCGCAGUCACUGGAAUUGCCGGCGCGACACUCGCCCAGGCAGGAGCACUCUCCACCUCGCUCGUUCAUCUCGACCUCCGCUACAACAUGAUCGCGCCAACUGGCGCCAUCGCUCUCGCAACAUCGAUCGCCACAAACACCACACUCCAAUCGCUCAACAUUGGCUACUGCUCGCUCGGCCAAGACUUUGGCACGCAGCUCGGCAACAAUCUGCAACGCAACCGAACACUCACCAAACUCUGGGUCAACGACAAUGCAAUCGGUGCCGACGGAUUCAUCGCCAUUGCAGACGCGCUCGCCACCGCCAACUGCCGUCUCCGACUACUCGACCUCAGCUCCAACUGCACCGUGCACGAGACACUCGGACUGCCUGCCGUCUCCAAGCUCGCCGACGCACUCGCUUCCAACAGCUGCACACUGACCGACCUCAAUCUCUCGCGUAACCGUCUGGGACACGAAUCACUCAGUCUGCUGGCUGCAUCGCUACGCACCAACCGCGUACUUGCUUACCUCAACCUGAGUGGCAACUACAUUCGUGGCGAGGGUGCACUCGCACUCAAGGGUGCACUCCACAUCAAUCGCAGUCUACGAGUACUCACCAUGAACGGUGCAGGACUGCUAAUAGACGGAGUAAAGACAAUUCUACAAUUCCUACAGCAACAACCACAGCAUUGUUCACUUGAUGCGAUACACCUCGACAACAACCUGCAGGACGACUCAGAGGUUGCACAGAUCGAACCACUAGUUCAUCAAACACUUGCUGACAACAAGAGAAUCAGUGAACUAGAUGUUCUACCACAUAUACUAGAACGAAGAUCUCAACCCUACACUCGUCAACGUCAUUACUACAAAACCAAAAAUUUAGUUUGUUCAUCAUCAAUCAAUUACCUUUCUCUUUUAUAA
Heterostelium album PN500 is the source of this 2181-nucleotide messenger RNA. RefSeq lists its product as uncharacterized. Gene Ontology annotation, molecular function: small GTPase binding; GTPase activator activity. Gene Ontology annotation, biological process: nucleocytoplasmic transport; activation of GTPase activity. Gene Ontology annotation, cellular component: cytosol; nucleus; perinuclear region of cytoplasm. Bases 1 to 2181 code for a protein of 726 amino acids. NCBI's taxonomy places the organism in Eukaryota, Evosea, Eumycetozoa, Acytosteliales, Acytosteliaceae. The transcript has 3 exons. The record is from RefSeq and is a predicted model, not a curated record.